Sebastes umbrosus (honeycomb rockfish) is the source of this 3872-nucleotide messenger RNA. RefSeq names its product sushi domain containing 5 (gene susd5). Gene Ontology annotation, molecular function: hyaluronic acid binding. NCBI's taxonomy places the organism in Eukaryota, Metazoa, Chordata, Actinopteri, Perciformes, Sebastidae. The coding region runs from base 327 to 2753 and encodes 808 amino acids. The transcript is spliced from 5 exons. Gene Ontology annotation, biological process: cell adhesion; Notch signaling pathway. The record is from RefSeq and is a predicted model, not a curated record.
CAGUCUCAACAUUUUGAGCCGUGACGUAUUUACUAACGUGGACGCGUCAGUUUUCACACCGACUCUCCAUCUGCGACUAUUUGGAGCAGAUAAACUGCGCCUACUGACCGUUCUUCUUUCCGGUAUCAGCCGCACACUUGUCCACCAGCAGCGGACCUUCCUGCAGCUCAGUGCGCCUCUGUACCACCCAUAGGGAGUGAGUGUGUGUGUGACCUGCCUCACUUUGACCUGCAAGACUGUGACUGUACACAAGUCCUUGGGAAGUUUUUGGACACGUUUUUCCAACAUUUAAAAAAAAAAAAAGAGUGAUAUUUUUUAGCCAAAAGAUGCUGGAUCACUGUAACCAAGCUGUUCUGUCUUUGCUCUUUGGAUGCCUGGCUUGUCUCCUGGUGACCUCUGUGGUCAAUGCAGACGGUCGAGUGUUCGUGUUGGACCUGAGGAACUCCUCCGGCCUGCAGGGCUUCAGAGACGCCGAGCGGGCUUGUGCCUCACGACACGCCCGCUUGGCAUCAGAAGGGGAGCUCCAUCACGCUGUGGUGGAGUGCUUCUUCUCCCCGUGCACCCGUGGGUGGCUCUACGAAGGCACAGUGGGGACCACGGUGUGUAAUGUUGUGGGCAGUGCACUGAAAGCAGUGGAUGUGAGAACAGAAAACGCCACAGAGGACGCUGCACACCUGGACGCCUUCUGUUUCAAAGACAAAGGUGUGCCGUGUGGUGACCCUCCAUCCUUUCCUAACGCCCGUCUACAGGGGCACCCUGGGUACGAGAUGGGAGACGAGCUGCUCUACACAUGUGUGCCAGGUUAUGUAAUGCCCAGCGGACACAGUGCCUUCAGCCUGCUGUGCGACAGCUGUGGGGAGUGGUACGGACUAGUGGAGAUAUGUGUCAAAGAUAAGACUGAAAGUCACAUAGACUACGAGGACAAGUUCCCAGAUUCCUACGGAGAGGCAGAGCGCCACGACGAGAGACCAGAAGAGGCUCAUGGUGAGGUGUAUGAGGAGGUGCACGGAGCUGCGUACCCGCAGGGGGGAAUGAGACAGGAGCAGCAAGAGGUGAGCUUCAAUGUCGAGGUAGAGGAGGAGCAUCAGGACCAACAUGAAGUGGGAGGAGAGGUGGUCGGAGCUGUGGGAGGAGGAGAAACAGACGAGGACCGGGCCGUUGAGGACUUCAAAGGCCAUCCGAGGUUGGAGCAGGAGAGUAGGGAGGUGUCCAGGACUGAUGCAGCCACAGAAGCACCCGUCUCUCUUCUCUCACAGAAACACCUCUUCUGGUUCCCCUCUGAGGCCUUCCAGGAGGAGGGACAUCCUGUCUCCACCAAUCCAGUCACACAGACUACCCAGAGAGCGUCUGGCUCCCAAUCAGAGGAAAGCAAAGAGAACGACAGCCAAGAAACGCACCACCACCAGCGUCCAGUUGAAGUUGACGACCACGAUAACGAGCGAGACGGCUACAAUGAUCGUGACGGAUAUAAUCACAACUAUGACAGCAUCAAGUUGGACCUGGAUGAGAGCUACCCCGACGAUCAAGAUGACAGUCGCCAGAAAGGAGAUGACCGUGACGAUCAUGCGAAGCAUCACGUUCCAGCUCAGCAUGAUGAUCUGGACAGACGGGACCGCCACGAAAAUCACGACGAUCAUGACGAUCAUGAUGACCACUAUGACAUGGGUGAGCACGAAGAGGACCGUGAUCGUGUUCGCUACGGCAACCAGGAGUAUGAUGAUACUUACGGUGAACAUGAAAGCUAUGAAGACCAUGUGACCGACGAUGAUCGAGAACGUCCCGAGGGCUCCGAGGAACAUCCAGACCCUGUUGACCGCGAUGACCCUGAUGACCGUGAUGACCGCGAGGAGCUUUAUGACCCAGAGGAGGAUGAUAACGACCGUUCCACUGAUCACGAUGACCACGAACACGAUGAUCAUGACAGCUAUGAUGAUCAUGACAGCCAUGAAGAUGACGAUGACGGUCAACAGCAUGUAAUCUUUUCUAUAGCAGCGGAUGAACGUCAGAAUGUCACUCAGAAGGAAGCAGAUGGAGAGGCGACCACAGAUGACACCUGGCUAGACGGCUACCCGGUCGUUCCAGAAGAAACAGAAAAUGGUGACUCCACAACAGAAAGGGUAAGACCGGAGGAUAGAGAGAGGGGGACAGUUGUCCGGGCAACAGACAGACCCAAUGAGGUAGAAGUUCGUCGACCUGUCCCUUAUACCAGCUCACCAGAGGUGACCGAGUCUCCCACCUCGGAGCCCGCCUUGAAUCAAGACGGAGUGGAGGAGAUGAGGCCUGGAUUCAUCCCCACCGCUGCUCCCUCAGACUCCCCCUCAUACUCCGACACCCUGGACUACGACACACAACAGGCAGCUCCCACCCAAUCCUGGCAGGGCGACCUCACUGAGCACCCUUUCCUCGAUCACGGCCCGGUUCCACCGAUGCACGACGGCGACAACUCUGUGAUGGAAGAGCACACGGUACACGACCUGCCCGGCGAGACCGGCGAGAGGGGAGACAUGGAGGGCGAGAUGGGGGAGGCGACCUGCACGGGCGAGGACUGCCCUCCUCAUCCUCCGAGCUCCUCCAGCCGAGGUCCCACCGUGGCUGCCAUAAUUGUGGCGGUGUGCGCGGUCGCCACGGCGGUCAUCGUCGGGGUGUGGUGUUACCGACGGCAACAGCAGAAGAGCUCGGUGUACGAGAUGAAUGGAAAGGGCCAAAGUCAGACCAGACAGGGCCAACAGAUAGAGAUGCAACAUAAAGUGUAAGAGCGCUAACAGAGGGCAGAGACAUUUGGGAGGGACGGGAAGAUUCAGAUGAAUUUGAGAGGAGAGCACAGCCCUUCAUCUUGCUAGAAACUACUGCAUAAUUAAAGAUUUGGGAUACGUAUGAACAGAUGUGCUACAGCCUCAACCUUGUGUAAAACAGUAAAAACUGAUGAUUAACACAAUGAAACCUGAGUGAAACAACAUGGUAGAUCGAUUUUAAGUACAUCUGUGUUAUACCUAUCCGAUAUUUUCAAAGCUCUGACAUCUAGCUGGACAUGUGGAGGGGGUAUCUGGACUGGACUUAACUCCAGGAACUGAAAAAGGAGAUUAUGAGGAAAUAACCAUGUAUGAAAACCACAAGAAGGCAUGCCUGCCCGCCUGAAUAUAUGAACUUCAACCUCCAAAGCUCUUGGACAUUGAGGUAAAGAUUCACUGUGUUACCUUUUUGUUGACUUCAUUGACUGCUUGUUUUUUGUUAAUUUAGCUGCAUUGGUCUCAAUUCCUUGUCUUUUUCUGUUUGUCUCUGUGUUGAUAAAAACUGUAUUCCACUUGUUACUCCGCGGCAAGAAGUUCAGAGCACUUCAGAUCAUUGCAGCAGAUUUGGACAGGUAGUCCCAAACGAACGGCCAGGCUUCUGUCAAACCAGCAAGAACCAAAGAAAAGGAUGAUGAUGAUGGUUAGAGGGUCGAAUGAGCAGAACGGUGUGAGAAAGAAGGAUGACGGGUGAAACAUUUUAAGAUCUUCUUGCCUCUGUUGGUUUUGACGGUCGGCUGGUGAGAGAUGAAGAGCGGGUGUCCGUCCAGACUGCAGACUCAGCCCCUGUGUUCGUGUGUAUAUGUGUUUGUAUGUGUGUGUGUGUGUUUGUGUGUGUGUGUGUGUCUCAGGUCUGUGCAAUCCGCCGGUCAGCGUUUGCUGACGGCAUUCAGACCAACCAGAGAUCAAACAUUGUGGUGCUGCCAUGGCAACAGACAGAAACGAAAAUCACAACCCCCAAUAUUUUAGUUUUAACUUAAUGCGGGGGUAGGCAGUUUAUUUUUGGCGUCAUUGGGCAAAAAAUCCAUAAUAACCUUUCAGCAUAUUGUAAUUCAAGUGGUUUCAGGCAUUAACAAUCUAAUCUAA